This is a messenger RNA of Triticum turgidum subsp. durum (durum wheat), 2658 nucleotides long. The record is from the annotation of a GenBank genome assembly. Lineage: Eukaryota; Viridiplantae; Streptophyta; Magnoliopsida; Poales; Poaceae.
AUGAGCUGCCGCGCGGCUCCAUGGGGCCGCCCGUCGGCCCCCCGCGGCCGGCCCUUCCCCGCCUCGGCGCGCCUCCGCGGCCCGUUCGGGGGUACGAAUUCGUGGAAGAAUCCAGUCCUCAAAAACUCGUGGAGAAUCGGUGAUGUCCCGGCAAUGUUUGGGCUGCCGUCUGGACUGUUCAGAUGCAUGGCUUCAAGUAGCUCCGGGGAUGGUGGGUUCUCUCGUCCUCAAUCAAUUGAUGAAGCACCGAUUCCGCUGUACCCCUGGCCGGACAAGCAGCGGCCACGAGUAUGCAUUUUGGGUGGUGGAUUUGGUGGGCUGUAUACUGCUCUGAGACUAGAAUCUCUUGUAUGGCCUGGUAAUAACAAGCCUCAGGUGAUGCUGGUUGAUCAAUCUGAAAGAUUUGUAUUUAAGCCCAUGUUGUAUGAGCUCUUAUCAGGAGAGGUGGAUGUCUGGGAAAUAGCUCCGUAUUUUACAGAGCUACUGAAGAACACUAGUGUUCAAUUUGUGAAGGAUAGUGUAAAGCUUCUUCGCCCUUCUGAUCACUUAAGAAGAGAGCCUGGAGUAUCAUGCACUGGUGGAGUUGUUCAUCUUGAAAGUGGCACCGUUGUUGAAUAUGAUUGGCUCGUUCUAGCUCUAGGGGCUGAAGCUAAGAUUGACGUCGUUCCAGGAUCUGCCGAAUAUGCACUUCCUUUCACAACUUUGGAACAUGCUUUGAAAGUUGAAAGUGAAUUGAAAAUGUUAGAAAGGAGAAAGUUUGGUAAGAAGUCCCCACCUAUUCAGGUGGCCAUUGUGGGACUGGGUUACUCUGGUGUUGAGCUAGCUGCCACUAUCUCUGAGAGAUUAAAGAACACAGGGACUGUCAAAGCAAUCAAUUUUCAAACAACCAUCUGUCCUAACGCACCACCAGGAAAUCGUGAAGCUGCUCUGAAGGUUCUUGAGUCUCAAAAUAUCCAACUUUUCUUGGGAUAUUCGGUGAACUGCAUCAGAGAGGUUUAUGCAUCUGAGGAUUCAGGUAGCAUGGUUGCAGAUGCAAAAGAAGCUGGUGGUGGCGAUAAGAAACUAGUUUUGGAACUUCAAGCCGCUCAAAGAGGCCUCCAGAGCCAGGUUCUGGAAGCUGAUCUGGUAUUAUGGACAGUGGGUUCACAAUCUCAGAUUCUUCGGUUACAACCUCCUGAUGCCCCAUACGUUAUUCCUUUGAAUGGCCGGGGGCAAGUAGAGACAGAGGAAACCCUUCAAGUAAAGGGCCAUCCCCGGACAUUUGCAAUUGGUGAUUCAGCAGCUCUAAGAGACCCAUCAGGAAAAUUUCUCCCAGCCAACGCACAGGUUGCUUUUCAGCAAGCAGAUUUCGCUGGUUGGAAUCUCUGGGCGGCAAUCAAUGACCGGCCCCUUUUGCCGUUCAGGUUCCAAAAUCUUGGUGAGAUGAUGACACUGGGUAGAAACGAUGCCGCGAUAACAGCAAACUUCAUCGAGGGACUGACCUUGGAAGGGCCCAUAGGGCAUGCUGCUAGGAAGCUAGUGUACUGCCUCAGGAUGCCCACUGAUGAGCACCGGGUGAAGGUUGGAGUCAGUUGGUUGGCAAAGGGCGCUGUCGAUUCGCUCGCCUCUCUGCAGAACGCAGUGGCCACCGCACUUUCCCCUCCCACCGCUCCCCCCACCACCGCCGCCGACGCCAACGCCACCAACCGCCGCGCCAUGGAUCCCGACUCCGAGAUCGCCUUCGACUUCCCGCCCUACCUCUGCCAGUACAAGAGCGGCCGCGUGCACCGCCCGGGCGGCGACGCCUUCGCCCCCGCCGGCACCGACCCGCUCACCGGCGUCGUCUCCAAGGACAUCCACGCCGGCCCCGCCCGCGCGCGCGUCUACCUCCCGCCCGACGCCUCCUCCGCCGCGGCCCCCGGCAAGCUCCCCGUCGUCGUCUACUUCCACGGCGGCGGCUUCGUGGUCGGCUCCCCGGCCCGCCCCUCCACCCACGCCUACCUCAACGACCUCGUCGCCCGCUCCGGCGCCGUCGGCGUGUCCGUCUACUACCGCCUCGCCCCCGAGCACCCGCUCCCCGCCGCCUACGACGACGGCUGGGCGGCCGUGCGCUGGGUCCUCACCGGCGGGGACGGCGCCGACCCCUGGCUGCUCGACCACGCCGACCUCUCCCGCGUCUUCCUCUCCGGCUGCAGCGCCGGCGCCAACAUCGCGCACAACAUGGCCGUCCGCGCCGCCGCGCCCGGCGCGCUGCCCGAGGGCGCCGCCGUCCGGGGCCUCAUGGCCGUGCACCCCUACUUCACGGGCAAGGAGCCCGUGGGCGCGGAGGCCGCGUUCGGCCCCGACGUGCGCGACUUCAUGGACCGCACCUGGCGCUUCGUGUUCCCGGGCUCGCUCGGCCUGGACGACCCCAACGUGAACCCGUUCGUGACCGACGAGGCGCGCGCCGCCGUGGCCGGGAUCCCGUGCGAGCGCGUGCUGGUGUGCGUGGCCGAGGACGACGUCCUGCUCAAGGAGCGCGGCCUGUGGUACGCCCGCGAGCUCAAGGCCAGCGGCUACGCCGGCGAGAUCGAGAUGUUCGAGUCCAAGGGCGUCGGCCACGCCUUCCACUUCGACCAGCUGGGCUCCGGGGAGGGCGUCAAGCUGCAGGAGCGCCUGGUGAAAUUCAUCAAGAAAUGA